Messenger RNA from Rhodotorula toruloides NP11, 1233 nucleotides. RefSeq names its product aminocarboxymuconate-semialdehyde decarboxylase. The transcript is spliced from 8 exons. Gene Ontology annotation, molecular function: hydrolase activity; carboxy-lyase activity. Gene Ontology annotation, biological process: secondary metabolic process. The record is from RefSeq and is a predicted model, not a curated record. Bases 1 to 1233 code for a protein of 410 amino acids. Lineage: Eukaryota; Fungi; Basidiomycota; Microbotryomycetes; Sporidiobolales; Sporidiobolaceae. Gene Ontology annotation, cellular component: cytosol; cytoplasm.
AUGGCCUCAUCGACCCGCCCGCUCCUCGUGGAUGUCCACACUCACAUCUACCCUCCAACCUACAUGAACCUCCUUCGGCGACGAGAACAGAUUCCGAAAGUGGUCAAGAACAACGAGGGGAACGAGAUGGUCGUGUUGCUCAAGGAGGAGGAGGGGAAGGGCGCGAACAGCAAGGGACGACCGGUUGGACCGCAAUACUACGAACGCGAGGAGAAGAUCAAGUUCAUGGAUGCGCACGGGAUCGACGUCUCGGUCGUCUCCCUCGCCAACCCCUGGCUCGACUUUCUGGAACCCGCCGAAGCCGUCUCCGCCGCCCACGAACUAAACGUCGACCUCCAAUCCUACUGCUCCACCUACUCCGCCCCCUCCUCCUCACCCAAACCCUUCACUCCCAAGACCCAGAAACGCCUCUUUGCGUUUGGGUCGUUGCCCCUUGUACCUGGUAUCAAGACGGAGGAGGUACUUGAGGCGGUUAGACAGGUGAAGGAGUUGAGUCACUUGAGGGGGAUUGUAAUGGGUACGAAGGGCGUCGGGAAGGGCUUGGAUGACCCGGCGAUGGAGCCAAUCUAUGCGGCGAUUGUGGAAGCGGGACUCGUGGUAUUUGUCCACCCGCACUACGGUAUCGAGAACGCGUUUGGAGAGCAGGACAACGGCCACGCGCUCGCACUGGGCCUCGGUUUCCCCUUCGAGACGACCAUCGCCAUCGCGCGUCUCAUCCUCUCCGGCGUCCUCGACCGCCACCCAACCCUCAAGCUCCUCCUCGCCCACUCAGCCGGCGCCCUCCCCGCCCUCUCCUCCCGCCUCUCCUCCUGCAUAAUCCACGACCCACACGUCAAAGACCGCCUGCAGAACGACUUUAGGUACUACUUGGGUCAGCUGUGGUACGAUGCGGUUACGUAUGGGCCUGAGGAGCUGGCGCUUGUCGAGAGGGUGGUGUCGAGGGCGAACAACUACGAGGGGACGGAUGACCAACUCGCCUUUGUCGACCGCGUCAACGGUCGCGCCGACCUCCUCGCGCCCGAAGGCGUCUUCCCCGGCGUCGAGCGCAUCAUGUUCGGCACCGACCACCCCUUCUUCCCGCCUCUCGAAGGCUCGUCCGACCCGUCUCAACAACGCUGGAAAUCGGUCGACGAGAACCUCGAUGCGAUUGCGGGCGUGGCGGGGUGGGGAGAGGGAGAGAGGAGGAAGGUUAUGGGCGGGAACGCGGUCGAGUUGUUCGGGUUGGAGAUUUGA